UAGGAGACGGGUGAGAUGUGCAGUAGAAGAGAUUGGUACUUACUGGGGGAAGAGACCACCAAGUCCAAGAAGAAACAACUAGUGGUCACAAUUCGUUAGCUAUCUUUCUCUCUCUCCUCCAUCGCUUGCACAUGAGUUAUGUUUAUGAUCAUGAAAACCAAUAAACCCUAAUAAACCAGGGCAUCAUCAUAUUAAUUCAAUUCACCAUCACAAUUUGUAUAGCUAUAGCCUAUAUAAUAGAGAGUUAGAGAGAGAUCUGAGAGAGACAUAGGUAUAUAUAUGUCGCUUAGGAUAAAGGCAGUGGUGGACAAGUUCGUGGAGGAGCUGAAGGAAGCACUGGAUGCAGAUAUACAGGACAGGAUGACGAAGGAGAGAGAAAUGCAGAGCUACAUCCACGAGCGCGAACGCGAGGUCGCUGAGCGUGAAGCCGCCUGGAAGGCUGAACUCUCUCGUCGCGUAGCAGAGAUUGCCCGGCAAGAAGCAAGGCUGAAAAUGGAGCGAGAGGAACUUGAGAAAGAAAAAAGUGUGCUAACAGGAACCGCAUCAAAUCAAGAUAACCAAGAUGGAGCUCUCGAAAUCACCGUAGGUGGAGAAAAGUACAGAUGCCUCAGGUUUGCUAAGGCUAAAAAAUGAGGCUCUACGAGGAGGUGUUCGAAAGAAGGGAACUAAAUGAUUCUCGGUGCUGGUUUUUGUGAACCAAUAAGAGCCACUUGAUUGAUUAUAAAGGGUUGUUUUUAUUCAUGUCAAAUGCAUUCGUUUUGUACAUGUAGGCAUAAAUCGUAUUAAAAUAGUAACUGGGUUUAUAAUCCACUUUAGAGAAGAAUGAAAGAAAGAUCCUCGAUUAAUGAAAGCAAGAUGGUAUUGCAAUUGUUA
Molecule: messenger RNA, 873 nt
Organism: Cornus florida
Lineage: Eukaryota; Viridiplantae; Streptophyta; Magnoliopsida; Cornales; Cornaceae
Exons: 2
Coding region: 280-633 (117 amino acids)
Source: RefSeq, a predicted model, not a curated record